Molecule: messenger RNA, 10881 nt
Organism: Stegodyphus dumicola
Lineage: Eukaryota; Metazoa; Arthropoda; Arachnida; Araneae; Eresidae
Product: TGF-beta receptor type-1-like
Biological process (GO): cellular response to growth factor stimulus; protein phosphorylation; cell surface receptor protein serine/threonine kinase signaling pathway
Cellular component (GO): plasma membrane; signaling receptor complex
Molecular function (GO): ATP binding; transmembrane receptor protein serine/threonine kinase activity
Source: RefSeq, a predicted model, not a curated record
AAACUAAAAUGUGUGUGCGACUCGUGCGAGAACAAUCGCACAUGUGUGACAGAUGGCUUAUGUUACACCAGCGUACACAAAGAAAGCGAUGGGACGAUAUCAAAAAUGUACAGAUGCUUGAACAGGACACAAUGGUUACCUCCAAACAAACCUUUCCUCUGCCGGAACAAGACAAAUCGGGCAACGACGAGCGCUCUUUGCUGUUACCAUGACUACUGCAACAAAGAUCUCGAACCAACAAUCUCUCCGCCUUAUGUCCCUGAUGGAUAUACGCUUGGCCCUUACGAUACUGUCCUGAUUGUAAUCUGCCCUACCAUCGUGGUCAUUGCUCUCAUUUUAUUUAUAUUCUGCCUCUGGAACCAGAAACAAAGGUUAAAGAGGUAUCGAGCGGACAUUGAAGCCAGUCCUGAAAAUAUGGAACCCCUCAUUGGUCACACACUGAAGGAUAUGAUGGACAUGCCGUCUUCUGGGUCUGGAUCUGGAUUACCUCUUCUUGUUCAGCGCAGCAUAGCACGAAUGAUAACCUUGCAUGAAAUUGUUGGAAAAGGUCGGUAUGGGGAAGUAUGGAGAGGGAAAUUCCGAGAUGAUGCCGUGGCUGUCAAGAUAUUUCCCUCAAGAGACGAAAGGUCUUGGUACAGGGAAGUCGAGAUCUAUCAAACAGUUAUGUUACGCCAUGCCAAUGUUCUUGGUUUCAUUGCCGCUGAUAACAAAGACAAUGGUACUUGGACUCAACUAUGGCUGAUAACAGAUUACCAUGCUAAUGGUUCCUUAUUUGAUUACCUUAGUCAUAAUGUUAUAGAUAGUGCCAUUAUGUGCAAAAUGGCUUAUUCAAUAGCUAAUGGGCUUGCACAUUUGCACAUGGAGAUUCUUGGUACACAAGGUAAACCUGCCAUAGCACACAGAGAUCUCAAAAGCAAGAAUAUAUUGGUAAAAAAAAAUGGCACAUGCUGUGUUGCUGACCUUGGACUGGCAGUUCGUUAUGAUUCUGAAAGUGGAAAAGUAGAUAUACCUCCCAAUCCUAGAGUUGGCACAAAACGAUACCUUGCACCUGAGGUUCUUGAUGAGUCAAUAAACUUGAAUCAAUUUGAAUCCUUUAAAAGAGCUGAUAUAUAUGCUCUUGGUCUAGUCUUAUGGGAAAUUGCAAGGCGCUGCAAUAUCGGUGGUAUUUUUGAUGAAUAUCAGCUGCCAUAUUAUGGGAUGGUCCCAUCUGAUCCUACACUUGAAGAUAUGAAAAAAGUAGUUUGUACUGAUAAACAGAGACCUCCAUGUCCAAACAGAUGGCAGUCAUUUGAGAGUUUACGUGUCGUGUCAAAAUUAAUGAAAGAGUGCUGGUAUCAAAAUGCUGCAGCUCGUCUUACAGCACUGAGAAUAAAAAAGACAAUAGCAAAUCUUGGUGCUCAAGAAGAUCUGAAGAUCUGACCAAAGAGUUUUUAGACCGUGGAAUCAUUUAAAACCGUUCUUUUACAUGAUACUCUGUUUAGCAUCGCUGAACGGAAUCACAGAUCUGGUCUGCCAAAAUAUUUGCGUUAAAACCAUAUUCUGUUAUUUCCUCUUCUCAUCAUAUUUUUGACACUCUUUCAAGUGUACUAAACUUGAGGUUAGUGAAUUUUAUUGGGAGUGAAAAUGGAAAAGUCAAAAACUAAUGAGAGGGAAAUGAACUCUCAUUUGCAUGAGUUUUGUGGAAGCUAACAAGAGAAAGGUACAACUUGUUUCAAAACGUGGUGCAGCUAUGAAGAGCAUUCAUUUUUUAAGUCUGAAAGCGAUAUUUUGUAGCUAUGAACUGAUGCAUAUUGUGAAGAUUUCAUUACAGAAAUAAUACUUUGUCAAAAAGUUAAACUCUGGCAGAUCCUACAUCCUGAAUGUAAGAAUAACUUAAUGUUUUUUGUAAGAAACAGUAGAUAGGGCAUUUCCUCUCCCAAGAGUGACCCCCCCUUUUUUUUAACUGGAGGAAAAAUCCUUCAUUUUUACUUCAGCUGUACAUUGCUGAACAAUGGUGCUAUUCUGUGAUUGUAUUAGAAACAAAGGCAAAUAGAAAGGGUUAAUCACAAGAUAAGCUUCUGUUGUGAAGUUAAAAGCAGUGAAACAAUUUUCUGUGUUUUUAAAAAAUAUUUAUAAAAAAAAACUGCACCUAAUCACAUAAAAUCAAUUAAAUGACGACUUGAUUAUAUGGAUAGAAGAAAAUAUAUUAUUUCAGUUUUCUUUGGUAUGUAUAUUUUUAUUUGAAGAAAAUUUUUAUGUGGUUUGUAAAUAGUAAUAUAAAUUCCUAUAAUUUGAUUUUGUGAUUAAUGCAUGCUUUUCAUUAGAAAAGCUAGUUCCUUUAGCUGUUAUAAACUCUCUUUGUUUCUGAAUUGAGAUUUUUUUAAUAGAAAUGUUUUUAUUAUUUAAAAAAAAAGUCUUAUUUUUUGGCUGUUAUUGAAUUUUUAGUCCGUUCUAAAUGAAAAUUUUGAAAAGUUAAUAAAUCAAAUAAUUGAGAAGUUUGAAAUUAAAAUAAACAUUUAGUAAAUUAGAAACCGGAAUGAACACUGAUCCUAAAAUAAUUUUUUGUGUAUAAGAUGAAUCUUUUAAAUAUGAAGAUAGUGUAAAUAUGCUGUGCCAGACAUCUCUAUCAGCCAUUGCAUUUGCUUUUCUCAAAAAACAUAUAAAGUCAUCCUUAUUCAUUGAUUAUCUGAGUAUGCAUUAUUGUUUCAUGUGUUUUGUGUAUUUGUAAACAAUAUGAAUGAUUAUUUUUGCUCUGUAUAAUGCUUAAAACUUUGCCAAAGAUUUCUGUGGAUGUGACCUGCAAGACUUUUAGAAAUUGUAUUUAGCUAUGUAUGUGUUUUUGAAAAUAUAUUGAGUAAAAAGAAAGCUUUUGAAAAGAAUUUACCCAUAAAAAAUUGUUUGCAUAGAAAAAAUUCAAGGCAAUGUAGCAGUUACUUUCAAAAAUGGGUUUCAUUGAAACAAAAGUAUUUAGCACGUGAAAUCUUUUAGAUCUCGGAAUAUGCUGCAAUUGAUCUUAAAUAAAAAAAAUUAAAAAAUUGUGCGAGCUUACGUAUCUGUCUGUGCAUGUGUGAAAGCUUUCAGAAUUUUCUAAGCAUAUUAUCCAUUUUAUUUAACACUUGUUUGUUAAAGUCCAAAAGAGAAAGCUUCCAAAAGAAGUAGCUUCAUUACAUAUUCAUGCAUAAUUGGAUGUAGAACUAGACACGGUAACACAGUGCUUUUAAUUGUUAUGUGGCCAAGCCUGCUAAUGACUUCAAACUUCUAACUAAAAUUAUGAUCAUUCUUUGACAAAUAGCAGGCUAGAUUUUCUAUUUUUCCUGCAAAGGAGUGUUUCUCAUUAUAAGUAGCAUGUGAAUUAUUUCUGCAUAUUAAAAUGAAGAGCUAUUUUUAUUAAGAUUUGAAAUCCAUCAAUAUUUUUAUAACUUUCAGUUACUACUCAAGUGAGGAAUUUCAAUUUGUUUCUUUACUUGUGGAUGGGAAACUAUUUCGCAUGUCUUCGUGAAUUUCAUAAAAUUUAUAGUAUUUAUUUCAAAUAUUUAAAAUCAUUUAAUGUAGUCUGUGAAAAAACAGUUGUUUUUCAAACUGACAUUUUAUAGGAGCUUACAGACGAUUAUCUACAAAACUAUUGCUUGCAACUUUAGCUGUUUAUAAUUUUGAUCAAUAAAAUAUGACAUUAUGAAUACCUAAAAUCAUAAUGUGUAUGUUUCUUCUUUCAUUUAUGUUGUCAAGGUAAUGCAGUACUUUUUAAUACUAAUAAUGCAAUGUUUCACAUUUCGAUAACAACAGUAAAUGAUUUCUGAAAUAUUUCAUUUUAAAUAAACAAGUUAAUUAGAAAUCACCCAAGUGUGAUCGGUGCUGAAAAUAUCACUUUUUCGCAAAUUAUGAAUGUGUUAUUGCUGCUGUGGUUUUUACAGUCCUUGGCUUUUAUGCAUAAAAUAUAUAAAAAAAAAAAAGUUGAAAAUAAUGCAUGGUAAUGUUAAAUGAAUUUAUAUUAAAAUAAUAAUAAGUAAUUUAAAAAGAAUUAAUGAAAAGAAGUAUGCUGAGGUUAAGAUAUAGAAUUUUGAUUUCUAAAGGCUAAAAUUUUGUGAAGAUUUAGCAGAUAUUCUUAAAGAUUUCUUUUUAAUAUGAUCUGUUCACUUAUAUAUUCUUUAAAUUAGUUGCUUGAAAGCAACAUUUUGCUUUUAUUGUGCAAUUCACAGAGUUCUUGUAUUAAAAAAUUUGGAAAUUGGGUAAAAAAGAUGUGCUGUAUACCAAACAGUAUUGUAUAAAAUAAGUGCACAAAAAAUUCACCAUUCUUACAUAAUUUUAUUCAAAAGCAUAUUCUGAGACUAAAACGAAAUCAAAUUAAAUUGGAACCCAUCUUUUUUUUUACUUCUAAUGGUGUGUGAUAUAAAUCUCAUUCUGAUUUUCUGCAGUGCCGGGAUAACAGUAAAUCAGAUUCGUAUGUUAGUAUUUUGCACAAUUGUUGAUGCUGUGUAGAUUAUUGAAAUGAGACGUAUUUAUGGAGGUGCAAGAAUUAAUUAGUUUUUUUUUUUUUUAGUGUACUGAAAUGUAGUUUACUGUUCUUGAAAUAAUGUAAUAAUGCUUGUGUUUGGCAAAUCUCUUCUAUUUCUGAAUGCUAAAUAUUAUAUAUCAUAAUUAUGUUAGUUUUUAUAUAAAUUUUAAAAGAAUGAAGUGUAUUUUUAUGUACAUUUUGCUUUGAAUUUGUAUGAAGUAUAUGUAGAAGUAUGCUUUGCUAGUAAGUAACUUUUGCUUUCAAAUUUGCCAUAGUCGUUUUAAUUUUUACUAGUCAUUGUCAUUAGAAAUUGUAAUGUGAUAAAUGAGAUUUAGUUAUUUGGGUUCACAUAUUACUUGCAGAACAUGUUCUUAUUGCUUAAAAUAAUCUUUAUGUAAUAUAAAUUAUUCAGUGUUUAAAAUCAUAUCCCCCGAUUUAAGAUUCAAGUACAUCAAUAAAAAAAUUAGUACGAGAUAAAAAGAAAUUAUUCAAAAGCAAGGUAAAUUAUUCAAAAUAAAAUUAAUUACUUAUUGUUUUUGCUUUUUAAAUAACUGUCAUGUAUCUUCUGGAAGCUGUGUACUUCCAAAUUUAUGUUAGAGAAAGCAGUUAAAAUUACUUUUAGCUGUCUCAUAGAUUCUCCACCUAUUAACACACUUUUAUUACCAAUUACUUUUAUUUCAUUUAUACUGGUAUUACGUUUUUUUAAUGAGCAUAAUAAAAAUGGUAAUCCUGAGGUAGCUAGGUUGACAGACAUCAGAUUCAGAGCUUAAUUUCUAAAAGUAUAAGUGCCGGAGCACCAGAUGCGUAGCUAGAGCACCCGUGGACAACUUAAGAUUUUGUGCCCCUUUCUGUGUGCAAAGAAAACAUUUCAUUCAAAAAUUUAGUAACAUGUGUUUGGCGCCCCCUGAUUGUUUUGCCCAGGGACAGAUGUCCCCUCUUGCCUCACCCUAACUAUGCCACUGCAGAGCCCUAUGGAAGACUGUCAGGAAAGAGAAACAAGAGUAAAUAAAUAAAUAAAAUGAUUAAUAAAAAGCAUUAAUAAUUCUAAGAUUAAAUAAGUACUGAUUAUCAAGGUAAUUAAAAAUUAAUUAGUUUAUAUUAAUAAUUAAUAUUUAUUAAUUAUUAUUUAAUUUACUAUUAUUUAUUUAAAUAAUUAAAGUAAUUAAAUCAUUAAAAUUAAAUAAAAUGUAAAGAGAUGAAUUAAAAUUUAAUAAACAAUUUUUAAUAUAAUUUUAUUGCUAAAAAUAAUAUUUUCAAAAUCAAAUGUCUACUAAAAUGUUGUUCAGUUACAUAAAACAAAUGGCGGAGGCUUCUUCAUAAAAGAAUGGUGGGCUCCAGUGCAUUCCGGCUAGAAUUAGAAUUUAUCCCCAAAACUAAGAAGUAUCAGAUCCAGGUUCCAGUGCUAUUGAAGCUCUGAUUGCAUUGAUAAAAUUCAUUAAAAAUGAUAUUGUAAAAAUAAAAUGUACAUUUAAAUCUACUGUGAAAAUGCAAAAUUUUAAUGACAGGUAUUUAAGUUUAUUAUCAUUAUUUGUUUAUUACUCUAAGCAUCAAAUUCAGUGCCAGAAUUCAAGUGCAGCAUAGAUAUUGUUAAUUAUUUUAACUAGUUCUUUCUUUUCUUAUUAUUGUAUUUAAUAUUUGUUUUCAUAUUAGUCUUUUUUGAAUAACUGCAAUUUAAAUAAUGUUAAGAAAAUAAUAUCAUUAUUUUAUCUGAAAAAAGAAUGAAUAUUCAUUUGAAAUGUAGAAUUUUCCAUAGUCUUAAAAAACUGUAUUUGUUUUAUAUUUGGGCAUUAAUGCAACUGAAAUUUUGAAACUUAUACUCUGGGUAUAGAUUUUUAUCAUCUCAUUUUAUAUGUGCAAUAAUUUCCUAUCUGUGUACUAUAGGUUGAGAAUCUCUGUCCAUUUCACUAGUAGGAAAAUUACUAAUUAUCAUUAAUUUAUAAAGUUAAAGACAUACUUCAAAAUUGCUAUCGUAUGUAAAUAGUAUAUCAUUUAUUUAUUAGCCUAAUUAUAUAAUAUUGUUAUAAACUAAUAUGUAUUGCGUGUAAAUUUAUGCUACUCAUUUUUUCCAUCUUUAAAAAAGAAAAUAGUGAAAAAGCUUUCAUUCAUGUAUUCAAAGGUUACAUUAUGGUAUUGCAAAUAAUGUGUCAACUGUCUAGGACACUGUUAUCUUCCUAUUUCAGUAGAAAACUGUUAUUCAAAUUUCUAUCCUACAUUUAAUUCUGUGCCUAGUGCUGUUUUCCUAAAUGUUGUGGAAAGUCAACUUGAUGCUUGUGAUACAAAUGUAGUUGUGACUUCAUUCUUGAAGGCGUAGUCAAGUUAUUUUCUUAUAAUAUUUAUGCUUGAUAUGAUGAAUAAAGAAUGUGAUAGUUGUAUCAAUGCUGGUAACUAAACAGCAUUUGUGAUGAUGUAUAGUACAGUGUUAGUCUGAAGUAUCGAAAAUAUUUUUUUCACUACCGAUAAAUGCUGUAUUUUAAAUAUUAUGCUUCAUAUUAUUCUUUCUUUAGUAGAAGGAAGAAUAGUUUUCUUUACAAUAUUCUUUUCUAUGUAAAAGCUCUAGAAAUUUUCUUGUGCUGAACAUUUGUCAAAUAAAGUAAAAGAAAAAUAUAUCACAUUAAAAUGUAGGAAUUUAAAACGCACAAAAUAUAUUCUACAUAAUUGCUGUUCUGAAUGUUGUAGCUUAAAUUUAAAAAAAAAAAAUUAAUUCUUUUUACAAUAAAUGCUGCAUGUUUAAAAUAAUCUUUUCUAUAUGUUUUAAUGAUUGAUUAAAUACAUAUUUUAUCAAUUUUUUGUAGUUUGCUAAAUAGUGCAAAAGCUUAUAUGCUAUAAUUCAGUAAUCAUAAUAAUUGCUCUGGGUUAUAAAAAUUUGGCUAGUAUGAAAUUUGAGUGCUCUGUUUUCUAAAGUGGCAAUUAUGUCAUUUUUUGUUUAAAUCCAAUUGCUACCAGGCUUUUGAUAUUUCUGUCUCCUUUAAAUAUUCUAUUGUAAACUGUUGAGUUGAAAAACUUCAGUAAUUGUGAAAGAAUGAAUAUUUUGUUAAAUUGUAUUGAGAUUUUUAAUGUAAAGGUUGGUCUAUUAUAAAAACUCUUAAUUUUAAAUGAAGAAAAUAACUUUAUUGUUUAUUUGCAGUUGGAUUUUUACUGAUUGUUGUUCUGUAAUAACAUAAAUAAUAUUAAAUUUUUUGUAAAUGCAUAGCUAAUUUUCAAGAUAUAUAUGCACGUAUGAUAAUUUAAAACUGCAGAGUCUGCUUUUUGAUGCAUAUCUAAAGCUCAAAUUUAAUGCCUUUAAAAUGAUACCAUGUGAUCAUAUUUAGUGGCUGCUUCUGAAAUUUUUACUGUCAAUAAUAAAAAUGUAGUCCAGGAGGAGUCAAGUGCAUGAAUAGAGUAGUAGACUUAUAAAAUAGAGAAUUAAGUAUGUGAUAAAAGUAGGCAAUAAAAUGUGGAAUUAAGUGUGAUAACAUAGGCAAGUAAAAUAAAGAAUUCGAUAUGUGAUAAAAUGGGCUAAUACAAGAAGGAAUUGAAUAUGUGAUAAAGUUGCCUAAUAAAAUGAGAAAUUAAGUAUGUGAUAAAGUAAUCUAGUGAAACUGGCUUGGCUGGAGGAUUGUUAUUUAUUAUAAAAUGUAACUAUCGCAUUUGAAAUGGCCAUUUAAACAAUUUUGAUAUGUGUAAUUUUUUUAUUUAUUUUUGGAAUGAAGAUACAUAUCAGACUAUGAUGUAAAAAAAAAAAAAAGAUUUGGAACGUGUUUAUUUUCUGAAGUACAUGUAAGCUAAAACUGCUACUACAUUGUAAAAGGCAUAGAUACCGAAAGAAAGGGUAAACAAAAUUUGUGCUAUGAUUUAUUAUUUCUUGUUAAACUGUAUUACCUUAUAACUACACUCAUACAAUUUCUUUUCAGUCUUAGCUGUGACGCUAGUAGUCACAAAACAUGGAUCCGAGUAUGUACCUUAUGCUAAAGACUCAGUUUUUAAAGUACAAACCUUCAAACUGAAAGUACAAAUAAUUAUGAUUUAUUUUUCCUAAGGCAUUUUCCUGUUAUUUAAUCAAAUGUAGAAUCCCCUUCUGUCAAGUUUCAAUAGGAAUAAUUUCAUUUUUCUUUUAAAAGGCUUCUAAUAAAAAGUUUUAUCAAAUGUCUGCAUUAACAUAACAUUCUAGGAUAUGAAAUUGAAAUAUGUGUGUAAAGAAGCUGGGGAAAGAAGAGAAAUUUAUUAACAUUAUAUAGACUACAUACAUUUUAAUCUUUUGACUUUAGAUCACAAUGGUGUGUACUGAAAACCAAAUGCAAGAUGUAUGUUACAAAAGAUAAAGAUAAAAUUUUGCAAAAUAUUUUUGCUUGUAUAAUUUUAGUAAUUGUCUUAACUUAGUUUGUAUCCUAAAUGCCCUAAUUAUUCUUCCUGUAUCUUAAAGCAAGUAUAUUAAAACAUAAGUGUCUAAUUUUAGUAAAAUGAUUAUUUAAAAACUAAAUUGUAAUAAUUUACUGAAAACUCAAAAGUAAAUCUAAGACAUAUGUAGUUUAAUAUUUAAUAUUUCUUUAAAUCAUAUUUGCUUGCAAAUCUAAAAAUUUAUAUUUACUAUUAGCUGUAAAAACAAACUCGCCAAAUUACUCUUCUAUUUCCAGCUUUCUAUAGGCACAUUUGGCUUUAGAUUAUUAAAAUGAAUCCUAAUUAAAAAAAUCUUUUAUUGAAGUAACAAAAGAAUAUUCUGCAUAAAACAAUUCUGUAACAGAUCAUAGGAUAAUAUUUAACUAAAUCUUUCAUAGUAAGUUCAAAGUAGUUUUAAGAUUACAAGUUUUCUUUCGGUAUCCAGAGAUAACUUCAGUUUUUGCUGCAAGUGUUUAACUGAAAAAUGAAUUUCACUGCCAAAUUACACCUGCUUCUGAUGUUAGAUGGUAUAUUUUUUGUUUCACACUGUGUAGUAAUGUAUACAUUCUCAUCUUGCAAAUUCUGUAAAUGUCACAUUUUGUGUAUGUGUAUGUAAACUGUGUUUUUCAAACUUAAAAUCAUUUAUAAUGUAUUGGUAAAUUUUAUUAUGAAUAACAGUAAAAGUUUAAAUUAUCACUUUUUAUUAGAAACAAACAUCAUAUAAGUUACGAGAAUAGAUUUUGGCAAAUAUUCAUGAAAUCAAUAUAUUUCAGUUAAAAACAUUGAAUUAGGAAGUGAAAAUGGAUGUCCAAACAUACACUGGAAAUUUGCAGGUUUUUUUUUGGGGGGGGAUGCUUCCACAGAAGCAUCCUCAUGAACUAAUAUUUAACAAACUUUUUAGACUCGCUACCCAUGUGCAUUUAGUUGCAAUUUAUCAUGACUUCUUCUGUGUAAUUAUUUUAUUAAAAAAACGGUUUAGAAAAAAAGAUUCCCAGUGGAAACAAAUGUGAUAAUGUAAUAAUGAUAAAUAUAUUGCAUGCUUAUUAAAAGACAAUACCCACUUCUAUGCAUGUGAACAAAUUAAACUUUUUAAACAAAAUUCAGAAAAACAAAGAAUAUAAACUGUUUGAAGCAAAAUGGUUAUGUGUAUAUACUAUUAAAUUAUUUUUAAAGAAAUAUUUUCAGAAAUUUCACCAUUCAACUAUGUAUAUUUUUCUGCAAAAUUAAAACAUUUGAUCUGGAAAAUUGCAUAAUACAAGGUAAAUUUUCAGGGAGGAUUACAUAAAUGUAUUUACAGCUUUCCAAUGCCUGUCAGAUUAGAGAUAUUUUUUCUUAUGGAAUCACACUCACCAAAAUUUUAUUAAAUUAUUUUGACAGUGGUUAAGUGAAGAAUCUAUCUUUAACUUGCAUAAUACUCGAAACAACAGUAUUUCAAGCCAUUUAAUCAGGAAGUAUCAUGCUUACCCAAUUUGUCAAAAAAAAAAAAACACAUUAUUUAGUAAUUAUAAAUUUGCUAAGAGUUGCAAAAAAUAUGUAUUUAUUUAACAAGAAAAAGUGCUUGAAAACUUUUUUGUCAUUAAACAAAAUUUCUUCACCUACUAGUAGUUUGUGACCCUUCUUUUGAAGCUACUAAUAAACUGAUAAGAUUUUGAAGCGCUUGUCUUGCUGUCAACGUUUUGAAAAUAUAUAAAUAAUAAACAAAAUCUGAAAAUUUUUUCUUUUAAUUUUCACAGCAACAAUAUUUAUUUUAUUUCAUUGUAUAGUUUUACUAAUGUCAUGUCUUGCUGGCACCCUAAUUUAUAUAUAAAUAAUAUUUAAAUUCCUCUUCCUUCCUUUUUUCAAAUUUUCUAAUUAAAAACAAAUUUGCCAAUACUGAUGUGUAAAUGAAUUAAGGUUUGAAAAUCAUAGAUUAAAUAUCAUUAAGUUUAAUUGUAGAAAAAUACAGCUUUUGUUUUGUACUAACUUUGCAAAUAAAACUUGAGUUUUAUCUCUAUGGCUGCCAAAUUGAUGGCUCAUUUUUGCUUGAAGCAUUUUUAAUAAAAUAUAAAUUGUCUUUA